AAAAGCACUCGCUGCACGCUAUACCCAGAACCCUAAGGCUGAGGGGCCCAACAGGACCUCUCACCUCCCAGGGCACGUCACACUACAGGAUGCAGACAAGUCCUCCGCCUGCCCCAGACAGAGGACCCGCAGCNCCCCGCGCCCGCCCGCGCCUCGUCUUCCGCACGCAGCUGGCGCACGGCAGCCCCACGGGCAAGAUCGAGGGCUUCACCAACGUCCGCGAGCUCUACGCCAAGAUCGCCGAGGCCUUCGGGAUCGCGCCCACCGAGAUCUUAUUCUGCACCCUCAACAGCCACAGAGUAGACAUGCAGAAACUUCUGGGCGGCCAGAUAGGGCUGGAGGAUUUUAUCUUUGCCCACGUGCGCGGCGAGACCAAAGAGGUAGAAGUCACCAAGACGGAGGACGCGCUGGGACUGACCAUCACGGACAAUGGGGCCGGUUACGCCUUUAUCAAGAGGAUUAAGGAAGGCAGCAUCAUCAACCGGAUCGAGGCAGUGUGUGUGGGUGACAGCAUCGAGGCCAUCAACGACCACUCCAUUGUGGGCUGCCGCCACUAUGAAGUGGCCAAGAUGCUCCGGGAGCUGCCCAAGUCACAGCCCUUCACCCUGCGCCUGGUGCAGCCCAAGAGAGCCUUCGAUAUGAUUGGCCAGAGGAGCCGUAGCAGCAAAUGCCCCAUAGAAGCCAAAAUGAGCAGCGGGAGAGAGACUCUGCGGCUCCGUGCUGGGGGGGCCGCCACGGUGGAGGAGGUGCCUAGUGAAUUUGAGGAGGAAGCAUCACGGAAGGUGGAUGACCUGCUGGAGAGUUACAUGGGCAUUCGGGACCCAGAGCUGGCGUCCACCAUGGUGGAGACGUCCAAGAAGACGGAGAGCGUCCAGGAGUUUGCACGCUGUUUGGACUCCGUCUUGGGAGAGUUUGCCUUCCCGGACGAGUUUGUGGUGGAGGUGUGGGCCGCCAUCGGCGAGGCCAGGGAGGCCUGUGGCUAGUCUGCUCCGGGGCUGAGCGCAGCCCCAGCCCGGAGCCCAGCCCCCUACCCCAGCCCUCCUGGCCAGUGCCUGAGGCCCAGCCCUGCUCCAGAUCCCAGCCCAGGUCUGAGGCCAAGUUCAUCUCUAGAGCCCAAUCCAGUUCAGAGACCCAACCCAG
Messenger RNA from Galeopterus variegatus (Sunda flying lemur), 1140 nucleotides. It is a transcript of the gene GIPC3, whose product is annotated as GIPC PDZ domain containing family, member 3. The record is from RefSeq and is a predicted model, not a curated record. NCBI's taxonomy places the organism in Eukaryota, Metazoa, Chordata, Mammalia, Dermoptera, Cynocephalidae. Gene Ontology annotation, molecular function: protein binding. Bases 90 to 983 code for a protein of 297 amino acids. The transcript is spliced from 7 exons.